ACCCAGAGAGAAGGGACUUUUGUCUGAAGCUUCUGUGUUCACAUAAAAAAAUGUUUCUUUUAUUUGUUCCAGAUCAACCUCCUGCCGCGAUGUCCUGCCAGCAGAGCCAGCAGCAGUGCCAGCCUCCUUCCAAGUGCCCCCCAUCGCCCAAGUGCCCCCCGAAGAGCCCAGCACAGUGCUUGCCCCCAGCCCCCACCAGCUGUCCUCCAGGCUCCGGGGGCAGCUGUGACCCCAGCUCCAGGGGGUGGGGGGGCUGCUGCCUGAGCCACCGUGGGUGCCACGGAUCCCAUGGAUGCCGGCGCCACAGCUCCAGCUCCUGUGAUGGUGGCAGUGGGCUGCAGUCCGGGGGCUCCGGGUGUGGCCAUGGCUCUGUGGGUGGUUGCUGACUUGGGAUCCUGAUGCUGAGACAAGAGCUCCUAGAGGAAAUGGGAAUCCAAAAGGCCAGAAAAAGCCAUCCUUCCCACCCCAUGAGGACGCAGCCUUUCCUGCACCCCCCAUUUUCUCUUUGUCAGGCUGAGCUGGGGUUGUCCCUGGGGAGGGUCCCAGCUCUCCCUGCCUGGUCCAGGGUGGCACAGCCCCUUCCCUGCUGCACCUGCCAGUGAUUGUCAGCACCU
Molecule: messenger RNA, 614 nt
Organism: Acinonyx jubatus (cheetah)
Lineage: Eukaryota; Metazoa; Chordata; Mammalia; Carnivora; Felidae
Product: late cornified envelope protein 3D-like
Exons: 1
Coding region: 51-386 (111 amino acids)
Biological process (GO): epidermis development
Source: RefSeq, a predicted model, not a curated record